This is a messenger RNA of Parastagonospora nodorum SN15, 1584 nucleotides long. RefSeq lists its product as hypothetical. Gene Ontology annotation, molecular function: transmembrane transporter activity. Lineage: Eukaryota; Fungi; Ascomycota; Dothideomycetes; Pleosporales; Phaeosphaeriaceae. The record is from RefSeq and is a predicted model, not a curated record. Gene Ontology annotation, biological process: transmembrane transport. The transcript is spliced from 6 exons. The coding region runs from base 1 to 1584 and encodes 527 amino acids.
AUGGCGUCCAACAACACCCCGGCUCCGGCUGUACCUGCUCCAGCUCACAUCCCCGAGUCUGAGAAGCAAACGCAGUAUGCCUCCAUCAUCCCAGAAGACCGUGGGGAAGGUCGCCUAGAUCUCCAACGCACCAUCUCCAGCCAUGCAGACAUGGCAGACGUGGGCUACAUUGCCACAGGUGACGCGGAUGAAAUCUACAACCGCUUUUCCGGACGCCGCAAGGCCAUCAUUGUAGCCGUCGUAUCCUUCUGUAGCUUCUUGGCUCCUAUAUCAUCCACCACGGUCUUGUCCGCGGUUCCUGAGGUAGCAGCUACAUUCAAUACAGAUGGUUCGAUUAUCAACGUCUCGAACGCUUUGUACAUGCUGUUUAUGGGACUGAGCCCGUGCUUCUAUGGACCCGCCACGCUCUUCACGGGCUUCAGCAUUGGAACAGCCCUAGCACCAAACCUUGCGAGCUUCUUCGUCUUUAGGAUAUUGACAGCUUUUCAAGGCACUGCCUUCUUGGUUAUCGGUAGUGCAGUCAUUGGAGACAUCUACAAACCGUACCAUGGUGCACAAUCGGGAUAUUACACUGUAGCAGUAUACCCAGAAGGAUAUGUUGUAUGUCUCAACUUUGAACUAACAUACCCCCAGACCGAGCGCUCGACAGCGCUUGGAUGGUUCUUGAGCGGUACACUCAUUGGGCCAGCCUUGGGCCCAUUCAUCGGCGGUAUCAUCGUAACGUUCCGAAGCUGGCGAGACAUCUUCUGGCUCCAAACAGCUCUGGCCGGCGCAGCUACCGCCUUCUGCUUCUUCCUGCAGCCCGAAACCAUCCACAAAAAACGUGCCACCGAGCUAGAAGGCCUCCCUCGGACGCAGAAAGCAAAGAAGAUGUGGCAAUGGCUGAAUCCAUUCCGCGUCAUUGUGCUGUACCGAUACCCAAACCUGCUUCUCACAGCACUCGCAUCCUCCUCCCUAGUCUGGAACAUGUACUCCCUCCUCACACCCAUCCGCUACGUGCUCAAUCCCCGCUUCCAACUGACAUCGCCCCUGCAAUCUGGGCUCUUCUACAUCGCACCCGGCUGCGGCUACCUGUUUGGAACCUUCUUCGGCGGCCGCUAUGCCGACCACAUUGUCAAGAAGUAUAUCCGCAAGCGCGGCAAACGCAUCGCUGAAGACCGGCUACGCAGCUGUGUUUUAUUCCUCGGCGGCGUGAUCCCGGCUUGCAUGAUCAUCUAUGGCUGGAGCAUUGAGAAAGAGGUGGGCGGCGUUGCAUUGCCGGUGCUCAUGAUGUUUCUUCAGGGUGUUGCGCAGUUGUUUUGUUUUCCUAGUUUGAAUGUCUACUGCCUUGAUGUUAUGCAGGAGAGGAGUGCUGAGGUCAUUGCGGGCAAUUACUUCAUGCGCUACAUGUUCGCGGCGGGUGGUUCAGCUAUCGUGCUUCCAGCCAUCAGAGGCGUCGGAGUGGGAUGGUUCUCGACGAUUAGUGCGUUGUUUCUGAUGGCGGGCGCGGCGGCUACGUGGGUCACUGCAGAGUACGGCAAGCAGUGGCGCGACUCCAUUGAUGAGAAGAAAGCUGCGCGAAAGGAUGCUGAUAUCGAAGGGUAA